AUGAAACCGAUCAGGUCGCUGGGGAAUAGGACGGCAUGCAAGCGAUCAAAUGUGUCGUCGUUGGCGACGGGUCUGUCUUUUCUUAUUUUGUUUCUCCUUCCAAUUUUCACGGUUCACAUUUUUCUACCAACUUUCUGUGGAUCCCAGUGUUUGUGGCCAUCUCAUCGUUUGUUUGCUUCCAUAAUUACUUGUUGCCGUUGUUUUAGCGCAGUAGGUAAAACUUGUCUGUUGAUAAGUUAUACAACGAAUGCAUUUCCUGGUGAAUACAUUCCAACCGUGUUCGAUAAUUAUUCAGCAAAUGUUAUGGUUGAUGGUAAACCGAUAAAUCUUGGUUUAUGGGAUACAGCGGGUCAAGAAGAUUACGAUCGAUUACGACCGCUCAGCUAUCCUCAAACGGAUGUAUUCCUAAUAUGUUUUUCAUUAGUGAAUCCAGCAUCGUUCGAAAACGUACGAGCCAAGUGGUAUCCAGAAGUAUCACAUCAUUGUCCAAAUGCACCAAUUAUUUUGGUUGGCACAAAGUUAGAUUUGAGGGAGGAUAAUGACACUGUUGAGAAAUUAAAAGAGAGACGUUUAGCGCCGAUCAGCUAUUUGCAAGGACUGUCAAUGUCUAAAGAAAUAAAGGCAGUAAAAUAUCUGGAAUGUUCAGCACUUUCACAAAAAGGCUUGAAGCAAGUAUUUGACGAAGCAAUACGUGCCGUUCUCAUUCCACAACCAAAGCCGAAACGUCGAAGGAAAUGCACGAUACUUUAG
Anisakis simplex (herring worm) is the source of this 750-nucleotide messenger RNA. NCBI's taxonomy places the organism in Eukaryota, Metazoa, Nematoda, Chromadorea, Rhabditida, Anisakidae. The record is from the annotation of a GenBank genome assembly.